Molecule: messenger RNA, 1644 nt
Organism: Cheilinus undulatus (humphead wrasse)
Lineage: Eukaryota; Metazoa; Chordata; Actinopteri; Labriformes; Labridae
Exons: 4
Coding region: 1-1644 (547 amino acids)
Biological process (GO): lipid transport; lipoprotein metabolic process
Cellular component (GO): membrane; extracellular region
Molecular function (GO): lipid binding
Source: RefSeq, a predicted model, not a curated record
AUGUCAGCUGCCAGACUAGAUGGUCCUUUAUUUUCUUACAGAAAAGAACUCAAGAAGGCGCUGUGGGACUACACAGCAGACACCCUCACUGACAUCAACACAGUGAGAAAAUUUUGUGGCAGUGUGUCUAAAUGGAUGCUUGGGAGGGAAUCAGAGCUGGUCACUUUGAUAGACAUCAAAGAGAGAGCCGACGACAUCGACCUUAACUUCAAACAUGUUACCCAGUCGGAGAACAAGGGAGAAGCCUUUAAGAAAUUUGUGAAGAGCAAGAAGAAGGUAGACAGCAGACGUGAGGAGCUGAAGAAGGAGCUGUCCGCGGUGCUGAAGGACACCCUGGUGGAGCUGGAGAACCUCCACCACUUCCUGGAUGCAGUGGAGAAGCUGGCGGCUACCUCUCUUCAUGUGUUUAUGGAGGACAGGCAGGUGGUGUUACCCCUGCCAGAGGGGGUCAGCUUAGAGGAUGUCCAGGAUGUCAUCGUUGCAGCACGGCGGAUCUGCCCUCUGCUCCUCGAGUUUAAAAGAGAUGAAGAAGCCUUCUUCCUCCCUAAACUGCAGAAUGUGGAAGUGCUUGCAUAUCAGCUGGACAGAUACAUCCAGACCACCCAGAAGAUCUGUGCGAUGUUAAAGAAAAGAUCUGUGAGUCACUUUACUCUGAAGAUACCUCCAUAUCUCUCGGGAUCUGUGGAUGCAGGUUUGUCAGAAGACAACACACAGAGGAUGUUGGAUCACAUCGAUCAGCUGAAGGAAAUCAGGAUGAACCAAAACUUCCGUUUGGUUUUCUUGUUUGAUGAUGAAGUCUGCUCUGUCUUCCUCAAUGAGUUCAGCGAUCGUAAACCCCGCCUUCUGCAGUCUCUGGAGGAGCUAGAGGAGGUCGCCGUCAAGCUUGACUCCAUGAAUAAGAGAGCGAAGAUCUCCAGUGUGGCGGGCAGCUCAGUUGGAGCGGUAGGAGGCAUACUCUCCAUUGUUGGUUUGGCGUUGAGUCCUGUAACAGCUGGAGUGUCUUUGGGUCUUACUAUGGCAGGUGUGGGGCUCGGUAUCACCAGUGGGGUUAAUGGGGCUGUCACCACUGCCACAGAGAUCGGGGUGAACAGCUCACAGCAAAAGAAAGCUGGUGAGGUCUUCCAGAGGAUCAUGAAGGACAUGCAGAGUCUCCAGGAUUAUCUGGAGGAGGCCAAAAUCGAGACAAGUCAUCUAGAUGUAGCUGUGGGAGUGGGCAGGGUGCUUUGCAAAGCUGGCGCCAUCGCAAAAGGCAUCGAUUCACUUGUUUAUGCUGCCUCUGCUUUUAAAGUGCUUGGUCAGGAAGGUAAAGCUGUAGUUACUGCUUCAAGGGUGGCUUCAGAUGUCCCAGAUAUCGGAAAGGCAGCAGCUAAAGGGCCUCUCAUCCUCUCCAAUGCCACUAGAGCCGGAUUAAUCGGGCUCAAUGCUGUUUUCCUGGGCAUGGAUGUCUUCUUCAUCUGCAAAGACGGCAUCAGUCUGGCCAAGGGGAGCGAGACUGAAUUGUCAAAGAUCAUCAGAGCCAGAGCUGAGCUUUGGCGCUCAGAGAUCGACGCAUGGGAGAAGAUGCAUGAUUCCCUAAAUGAUGGUCUGCUGAAAUCAGAGAAAAACAAAGCUAUCCUGGAGACGCCUUUUUACCCAGAGAUGUAA